UUCUACUUUGCCCAAUAGUUGCGACGUUUGUCCGGUCACGUGAACGUCGCCAUGGUGCCAAGUGAGGCUACAGCUAUACGCUACGAGUUUAACUAUGGUUCUGCGGAAAAACCGGCAUGACCAGCAAAGAAAUGUGUUUACUCCUCGGAGCGACCGGUGUUGGAAAGACGUUGUUGCUCAAACGUCUACAAAAGUUUAUCGUACAUGGUUUAGAUGAAUUGGGGACACCACCUUCAACUCUUCCCACAGUAGGAACCAAUCUGACAGAUCUAACCGUGAAGAAGAAGAAGGUGACUGUGAGAGAGCUGGGAGGCUGCAUGGGCCCUAUAUGGCCCAGUUACUUCAAAGACUGCUCCUCUGUCAUUUUCAUGGUGGAUUCGGCCAACAUUGCUCAGAUAUCCUCCUCCUGUAUCCAGUUGCUGUCAGUACUGUCAGCUGAGCCUCUGAGCAAGGCCUCUGUGCUUAUUCUCUUCAACAAGAGGGACAUGCCUUGCACUAUGAGCCUUAUAGAGAUAAAGUCACUGUUCAGGAUGGAUGACAUUGUUGCAUCUGCGACUCAGCCAAUCACAACACUGGAAGUCAGUGCCAGAUCUGGAGAGGGACUUAAAGAGGUGAUGAGCUGGCUGGAGUCCGUCACAGUCAAGUGACAUACGCUUACUGAUUACUUCAUUAGUGAUGCAAUGUAAGAAGAGGUAAUAUUGCUGACUUCACUACCAGCAGGGGGCGCAAACUGCUUAUGAGACAGUGAUACGGAGUCGUCAUGAUUUCAUGUGGCAUGUAUUGAUACCAAGGGAAAUGAGUAAAUGCAAGUGAAUAAACCCA
This is a messenger RNA of Haplochromis burtoni (Burton's mouthbrooder), 822 nucleotides long. RefSeq names its product ADP-ribosylation factor-like 16 (gene arl16). Lineage: Eukaryota; Metazoa; Chordata; Actinopteri; Cichliformes; Cichlidae. The record is from RefSeq and is a predicted model, not a curated record. The transcript is spliced from 6 exons. Gene Ontology annotation, molecular function: GTP binding; GTPase activity. Bases 117 to 647 code for a protein of 176 amino acids.